UUCAUAUUUUUUUUUGUUUUUUACUUGCAGGCUCAGACUAAACCAGAGGAGUGUCUGAGGUGAUAUCGUGGCACAGAGAUCAACUCACUAUAUUCAGAAUCCACCAAGAAGCAGGACUAGGGUUGGGAUGACUCAUCUGUAAAAGCAGUGCAGUCAUUUACCUUCCAGUGCUCUCGACAAUUCUGGGGGAAGACGCCUUUAGAACGCCACAUUCAGUUCCAAUUCCCAGCUCUCAGAAUCCAGAAAGAUGUCAGCAAAGUGGAGGGUACUGGACAAGACCAGCAAAAAAUGAUUAACUGAAAAAAAAUCUUUCUAAUCGUAAAAUUCUUUCCUGGGAGAGAAUUAAGGCUAAAGAAUUGUUACAAUCCGUUUGUUGAGGACAGACAGACAGACAAGAUGGCUCAGGCAAGUCUCCUGGCCUGUGAGGGCCUCUCUGGGGUGUGCCUCGUGCCAACUGUUGCCAGCAAGAAGAUGAUGCCAAAACAGAGCUCCAAGCAGACAGAGAAUGGAGAGAGAGGCACCAGCCCAAACGUGCUGGGUCACCGCCAAGAGAGUGAGAAGUCUCGCAGCCGUAAAGAGGAAGAGCCGGCAGAAGCAUCGCAACCAAAAAAGACUAUUAAAAAGGUAAUGGUGAUCGAACAGAACGGCUCCUUCCAGCUGAGAAUCCCCAAGAACUUUAUUUGUGAGCACUGCUACGGAGCCUUUCGCAGCAGCUACCAUCUCAAGAGACAUAUCCUCAUCCACACCGGUGAGAAGCCAUUUGAGUGUGAUGUGUGUGACAUGCGCUUCAUCCAGAAGUACCACCUGGAGCGUCACAAACGCGUGCAUAGUGGUGAAAAGCCCUACCAGUGCGAGCGCUGCAUGCAGAGCUUCUCCAGGACAGACCGGCUGCUGAGACACAAACGAAUGUGCCAGGGCUGCCAGACCAAAACCCCUGACUCGCAGCUGCUGCUUUAGGAGCCAGGGAGACGUGUUGGAAAAGCUAGGAAGUGGACAGGAUUUUCAGUUUUCUGUGUCUGGUUUUUCCUGCUCCGGCUCCCUUAGCCAAAGGAGACAGAACUGGGGACAGGGACUCUCCUAGACUCUCAGAUGAGGUCCUGACACUGUAAAUAAGCUGAGGAUGAUCUGGAAUCUCUACCCAACCAGCAGACGCCACAGGCAGCUGUGUAUAAACCUUCUCUUCCCAUUGGUUUGUUUUUGAAGCAUCACCAUUUGCCUCUCAGGAAAGGUUUCUGGGGACGACAGAGCAAAGCUAGCUCCGCUCACCUCAAACUCUUAACCCUUCCAAGCACCUGCUUGCACCGCUCAUGCUCAGGGAGAGUUCAAAGGUAUGAAAUCUAGUGGAGUGGAAAUCAACCGUGGUGUUCUUCUGGCUUUUUGCUUUUAACCCGUCUCCCCGGAAGAGAGCAGCAAAGCAGUGGAUUACCAGAGGCAGUUGUGGAGGAUUUUGGUUCGGCGUAAAAUGCAGGAACUCGUCUCAGCUGGGAGCUUGACAAUGAGGUCUGCGAAGCUUUUGUUUCUAGAGUGUCUGGUUUUGUAACCGAGUUUCCUCCUGCUCUUUCCAGUGGGGAUGUCGGAGGGGGAGGGAAGGCGGGGGAGUGUAGCAGUUGCAGGGACGCAGUUGAAACUCUUGUGACGGCCUGUGUGAUCAGUGUCGUGCGGAGCUGUGUUGCUUGGGUGGCUGCCGCACAUGUGGCCGAGGCAAACCCUCAUGGCAUUGUCUGAGCGUGUCUUAGUAACAUCCGAACCCUGGGUGACGGGCACGGCUUGGGAGUAUGAAACCCAUGGCUGUGGGGAAGCUGCUUGGCCUCCUUCCUUGGCCCAGGGUAUGUGAGGAUGCUUGGGGUGAUCACUUAUCACAUGUCACUGUUCCCCGGGGGGGCCUUUGGAAUUCAGAUCCUUGUCUGCUUGCAGCAGCCUGUACUCUGACUUUCUCAGAAAGGCUCUUGCCUCACAUGCUGCAGGGAUUGGGUCUCACUCAGAAAGGAUUUCAGGUGCUUUGUAAUUUGGGAUAAGCCCCACCCUUUUGAGUUUGAGCCUGAGGACUAGCCAGGAAUGGAUCUUUGCCGUGUCUCUUAUGGAGUUGGAGGGAAUGCAAUCCACUCUCGGAUUUCACUGCCAUUACAUUGAUGCUCUGUCCACUGGGAGAAUGUGGGGGACACACCGUGUAAGUAAACUG
Molecule: messenger RNA, 2179 nt
Organism: Pelodiscus sinensis (Chinese soft-shelled turtle)
Lineage: Eukaryota; Metazoa; Chordata; Testudines; Trionychidae
Source: RefSeq, a predicted model, not a curated record